Molecule: messenger RNA, 2036 nt
Organism: Histoplasma capsulatum G186AR
Lineage: Eukaryota; Fungi; Ascomycota; Eurotiomycetes; Onygenales; Ajellomycetaceae
Product: tRNA (adenine-N(1)-)-methyltransferase
Exons: 4
Coding region: 1-1215 (404 amino acids)
Biological process (GO): tRNA methylation
Cellular component (GO): tRNA (m1A) methyltransferase complex
Source: RefSeq, a predicted model, not a curated record
AUGACCUCCGCUGCGGCAAGCUUGAUGUCACGGGGCCAGGGCGACAGGGUUCUCAUAAAUACCAAAACUCCUAUAUUAACGAAACCCCUGAGGAAUGACGACAAGACACAGCUUCCUCGCGGUUUCCUAAACCAUGUCGAUAUUAUUGGGAAAACACCCAGAGAUCCUAUCAAGUCAAAAAAAGGUGCGGUGUAUAGGGCAACCCAUCCUACGUUCGAAGACUACAUAGUACGAACUCCACGUCUUGUAACGCCUAUCUACCCUGCGGAUGCCAACCUAAUAGUGUCUCUCUUAGACAUCCAUGUCGCACCACCGGCUCCGGGAGAAAGGCCAAAAGAGCCGCUGGAAAUACUUGAAGCGGGAACAGGUCACGGAUCAUUGACAUUACACCUAGCCCGGGCUAUUAACGCUGCAAACUCAUGUCCACCAACGCGACCGCCUUGUUCACAGCGAAAAAUACUCGAACUACCGGAAACCAAAAAGAAGCCUGUUGAGGAGAAGAAGGUGGUGGAGAAAGAGGAUCGCGAAGCUCAAGCUGAGAUUGAAGGGCUCCAACGCGAAUGGGAUGGAUGGCGUGCGCAACGUAAUGCCAUAGUCCACACCGUAGAAAUAUCCCCACACUACUCCCAACAUGCAGAGAACAUCGUCCGCGGAUUUCGCCGCGGUAUCUAUGUAGGAAAUGUUGACUUCUACGUUUCCAGCGUUGAGAAAUGGAUCAAGGAGCAAGUGACACGUCGUUCGACGAAUGAACGGUCGCCGGACCCUUUCUUGUCUCAUGUCAUUCUAGACAUGCCCUCUGCACACCUGCGGAUCCCGCAUGUCGCCCCGACCAUGAGAGAUGAUGCGGUCCUGGCUGUUUUUAUGCCGAGUAUAACGCAGCUUGGGGACUGUGUGGAUCUUAUUUCGAAACAGAAACUGCCGCUUAUUCAGGAAAAAGUCGUGGAGCUAGGUACUGGCAUUAGCAGUGGGAGGCUCUGGGAGCUCCGGAUGGCGACGAAACGGAGUUCCAAUGACACUCUAAGUCAAGAAGCCAUUGCAGAAGAAAUGUCCGAUGAGACGUCUGAGGGUGCUACUGAUACGGAAGCAGAGGAUUCCACCAGUCUGUCAAAGAGAGAGAAGACGAAUGGAGAUGAGGUACUUGUCUGCAGACCCCAAGUGGGGGCGAGGAUUGCAGGUGGCGGAUUUGUAGGGAUAUGGAGGAAAAAGAAAGCCUAGGUAGAGCUCGGUUGAUCUCAAUGAUAUAUAGAUUAAUAUAGAUUAGGUUCGCCCGAAAGAUCAUACAUUGCAGGUGAGCGAUGGAAAUAUACUACAUGAGAGACAAUCCCUGGCAAAUGUUCAUUCCCUACUCUGGGAAACCCUGCUUCCCCUUAUAAUUUCGCCCUGGACGCGUUGGGUCUCGCAGGACCCUCACACCGUUUGAAAAUCCACUCAGCAACGUCUUUCGCCAGAGACUCCUUGACUCCAUCUGGCUCACCAUGGAGCUUAUGAUAGGCACCCUCAUAAGAUUUGAAUGUCUUAUCAUCAGACUCUAAUCUCUCUACAAAACGCUUGCUGGCCUCGUAACUGUUAAUCUCAUCCGCUGAGCCAUGGCAUACCCAGAUAGGUAGCUUGUAUUUGCAGUUCUUCCCAGCCUGCUCGCUUUCCAACCACAAUGCCCGAUCCAUCAUUCCAGCGAUCCCUUCCAAUGUCCCCGUAUCGUGACAGAGAGGAUCUCGCCUCCACUCCUCACAAAUGCGCUUGUCUCUUGACAUCAAAUAUUCAUUAAGAGGUGUUACAAGCUGGAAACUUGGCAUGAUCUUUGACGCCACUCUACCCAGGAAGACCGUAAGGUUCCACGGUCGUGUGCUGGGAUGAAGCGAAAUAAGAGGUGAAUAUGCUAAGACUCCAGCAAUGGGGGGUAGAUCCAGAGACGAGUUAAGCGCAUAGUAGAGAACCUCUGCACCACCUUUACUGUGUCCCAUCAUAAACACAGGGGUCCCUGAAUGUGAGGCAUCGUGAGCCGACACGGUUGUCGAUUUUAUGGACUCGAAGAUGCU